AUGUCACAGUACGGUACAGCAUACUGCCUAAAAUGUCAAAAACACUUCUGCUUUUGUCCAGAGUCUAUCAAUUAUCACAUACUUUCAGAAGAAGAAGAAGAAGAAGACAACUCUCUGGUUUGCUCCGAAUCAAUAGAAUCUACUCCAUCUCCGGCGGCACCUGCAUCAACGGCACCCGGACCAUCCACCACCACCACCAAAAACAUACAACAAAAACAAAGUUGCCCUUGCAAUAAAAGGGAAAAAGUGCCAGCCCUACCAAACCAACCAACAAAAAACAUAACUAUACAGAUGCCUCGUCGGUGUUGUGUUCCUGGUUGUAAGGGAAACUAUGAUACCACUCUGAAAGCUGAGGAUCCUGUCUCUACAUUUUCAUUCCCAAAAGAACAAGAGCUGUUGGAAAAAUGGAUCAGGGCCAUACCAAGAAAAGACUGGAUUCCUACAAAAAGUAGUGCAGUUUGUGCCAACCAUUUUUGUGACAGUGAUAUUGUGCGGUUCAGUGAAUUUACUUUGCCCAAUGGACAAAUAAAUAAAAUACCUCUGAAAUACCCCAAAUUAAACCAGAACGCUGUUCCAAUUAUUUAA
Acanthoscelides obtectus is the source of this 585-nucleotide messenger RNA. NCBI's taxonomy places the organism in Eukaryota, Metazoa, Arthropoda, Insecta, Coleoptera, Chrysomelidae. The record is from the annotation of a GenBank genome assembly.